This is a messenger RNA of Miscanthus lutarioriparius, 1215 nucleotides long. The record is from the annotation of a GenBank genome assembly. Lineage: Eukaryota; Viridiplantae; Streptophyta; Magnoliopsida; Poales; Poaceae.
AUGCAGAGGUCGACGGCGGCGCAUGGAGCUCGUCGAUGCCCCAGCGGAGGCACUAUGCUGGGCGAGCACCUACGCGAGGAGCAACUGGCAAGCACGUCGGCCUACUCGGCGAGCACCCCCUGCAGCACCCCUGGCGAGUGGCCAAUAGCCGAUGAGCACCCCUUGCUUGGGAAUUCCCGUGCCGGUGGGGCCGACGUGCGACGCCAUGUGUCGCCGCGCUGCCGCCUGGGUCACACAAGUGUGCGGUUUUCCAAUGAGAAUAAUUGGAUGGAUCAAAUUGGCUUUAACUUCGUGAUGGGCUGUAUGACGCAUGAGCAGUUUAAGAUUUUUGCUGUUGCUGUUCAGUCAAGAGAAAGAAUUGAUAAAGCUGGCCAAUUUGGUAGGAACAAUAUUCUUGGCAUGGUGGCUGACACAGAAAGCUCAGAUUCACUGCCUGGCAGUUCAAAUGCUGCUUCUGAGAUGCCUGCUAAUGGGUCUAUUCACCCAAAGAAAACACAUAAAGCUGAACGAGAGAAGCUUAAACGUGAUCAGUUGAAUGACCUUUUUGUUGAGCUGGGCAGUAUGCUAGAUCUUGAUCGACAAAAUACUGGAAAAGCUACAGUGUUAGGUGAUGCUGCACGAGUACUGCGAGAUCUAAUUACCCAAGUAGAAUCUCUUAGGAAGGAACAAUGUGCUCUUGUAUCGGAACGCCAAUAUGUCAGUUCAGAGAAGAAUGAGCUGCAAGAGGAGAACAACUCGCUCAAAUCACAAAUAUCAGAACUACAAAAUGAGCUCUGUGCAAGGAUGCGGAACAGCAGCCUCAAUCAAAACAGCCUUGGGAUGUCACUUCCAGUUGCGAACACUGUAGGUGCUGAUCUGGCAACUCACCCUAUGCCACAGCAGAUGUGGAGCAACAUUUAUAAUUUAAGCUCUGUGGCCAUGGCACACCCAACAAAUACAGCAACUCUGUUACACAGCCAGGACCACUCUGCUGAUGCUGGUCAAGGCUAUGCGCACCAACCUCGGGAGCUGCAGCUGUUUCCAGGUGCAUCAUCUUCACCAGAGUGUGGAUGUUCCUGGCUAGGAAGCGACCAGGCCACAUCGUUGAGGCUGACAGAUUCCUUGCCAGGGCAGCUGUGCCUAAGCCUUCCACAGUCAUCUCAGGAAGGAAGCAGCAGCGGUGUACCACACAGCAGAAAGGAACGGCGGAACGGUUUGCCAACUGACAACACUUGA